GAGACGAGCAGCACAAGCAACCAGUUCGAUGUGGUCUAACAUGGUCGUUCCCCGUCGUCCGUCUACCAGCUACAAACCAAUGAGAAGAAGCAAACCUCCAGACAAGCACCUAACACUAGCAAACCUUCAUCCAAUGUGACUACGUCAACUAAAAAGGAGAAAGAAAAACAAACUGGCUGACAAGAAAAAAACGUACAGGUUUCAACACUUCAUCGACUAAAAAUACAAAAAUAAACUGGCUGACAAUAAAAAGAAGCUACAGGACUAUCUUUGUCCGAUGUGACUUCAUAAAGCGCCUUAAAAAUAAAAAGAACUGGUUGAAGAUAUUUAAGCAAUAGCGUUCCAAAUUCAAAAUGGGCGUUCAAGUGCUUCUAGCUUCAACGGCCUUGAAGACGGUGAGCGUGACGGGUCUGUGGUUGAUUCCUCUUUUACUGGGCGCGCUGACUUACCAUAACUACAGUGCAUAUGAUCCGGAGUCGAGAGUGGUGGACAAGGAACCGAAGAGGGAGUAUGACUUCAUUGUGGUUGGGGGCGGGUCGGCGGGCGCCGUCGUCGCUAACAGACUGUCGGAGAUCAAGAAUUGGAACACGCUCUUGUUGGAAACGGGUCCCGACGAGAACGAGAUCACCGACGUGCCCUCCCUGGCGGGCUACCUGCAGCUGACCAAGCUGGACUGGCAGUACAAGACCGAGCCCACCGCGCACGCCUGCCUCGGCUUCAAGAAACGACGGUGUAGCUGGCCCCGCGGCAAGGUGCUUGGCGGUUCCAGUGUUCUCAACUACAUGAUAUACGUACGAGGCAACCGAUAUGACUUCGACCAAUGGGAACACGGGAACCCAGGAUGGGGCUACCGGGACGUCUUGAAAUACUUUAUCAAAUCAGAAGACAACAGAAACCCUUACUUAGCUAAGAGCCCAUACCACGGGCGGGGAGGAUACCUCACAGUUCAAGAAGCUCCUUGGAGGACACCCUUAGUCGCAGCUUUUGUAGAAGCUGGGGUUGAAAUCGGGUAUGAGAACAGGGAUAUCAAUGGAGAGUAUCAAACAGGAUUCAUGAUCGCCCAGGGCACGAUACGUCGCGGAUCCCGCUGCAGUACCGCCAAAGCAUUUUUGCGACCAGUCAGAACUCGAAGAAACUUAGACAUUUCCUUAAACUCCCAAGCAACUAGAAUCUUAAUCCAUCCAGUGACAAUGAAGGCGUACGGUGUUGAGUAUGUGAAACACGGCAUGAGGAGAGUUGUUUACGCCAGAAAAGAAGUAAUCUUAUCGGCCGGCGCCAUCAACAGUCAGCUGCUUAUGUUGUCCGGAAUAGGUCCUAAAGAACAUUUAAAAGACGUCGGAAUUAAAGUCUUGAAAGAUUUGCCGGUCGGUGAAAAUCUGCAAGACCAUGUUGGUGUAGGAGGAUUAACAUUUCUAGUCGAUAAACCUGUUGCGAUCGUCCAGAAUCGCUUCGAGGCUUUCCCCGUUACCAUGAACUACGUUGUCAACGAGAGAGGUCCCAUGACGACUCUAGGAGGCUUAGAAGGGAUCGCUUUUGUUAAUACAAAGUAUGCGAACAGUUCUGGACUAUGGCCCGAUAUUCAGUUCCACAUGGCGCCAGCGUCCUUCUCGUCUGACAAUGGACAAAUAGUCAGAAAGAUCUUAGGUCUCACGGAUGAGAUUUAUAAUACUGUCUACAAGCCUAUAGCCAAUAAGGAUGCUUGGACUAUUAUGCCUUUGCUGCUGAGGCCGAACACACGAGGUUACGUGCGAUUAAGGAGCUCCAACCCAUUUCAUUAUCCUAUAAUGAACCCCCGUUACCAUGAGGAUCCAUUAGACGUGGCGCGCCUCGUAGAAGGAAUCAAAAUAGCUGUGCAAGUGGCAGAAGCCUCACCUUUCAAACAGUUCGGUAACAGGCUAUACAUGAAGCCACUGCCGAGCUGUAAGCACUUUAAAUUUAUGUCUGAUGAAUAUAUAGAGUGUCAAGUGAGGCAUAUAUCUAUGACGAUAUACCAUCAGAGUGGGACGGCUAAGAUGGGGCCUUCGUGGGACCCUGAGGCGGUGGUGGAUCCUCACCUGAGGGUGCAUGGUGUCGAAGGCCUGAGGGUGAUAGACGCCAGUAUAAUGCCGACGAUUGUGAGCGGCAACACCAACGCUGCAGUCAUUAUGAUAGGGGAGAAAGGGGCUGAUUUGAUAAAGCAAGACUGGCUUAGUAAGAGUCGAUGACAUUAGUUGUAUGUUUAGGUAUAAUAAUAAUGUCAACUAGUUACCAAUAGAAUAUAGAUUUUUAAAUACAAAAUGCCAAUUUUAGACGUUAUAUAAUACAAACAAACGCAUGUAUUUUUUAUAUAUUUACAUAUACUGAAGAGUUACCUUGUCAAACCUUAUGUGUAUAUAAUGUGAAAUGCUUAUUUAUGUUUGUAUACGUUUGUAAAAUUAUGUAAAUAAUGUAAAUAUGUUUCUUGUGUUUAUACUUUUUCUUAAAGAUGAUUAUUCUUAAUAUUUAAAUGAAUAUUUAAGCGUAUAAUGUAUCGUACUGGUAACAAACAAGUACUGACGUAGGCGUAUGCUUGUUACUAUGUACUUGUCAAACCAAAAAGUACUUGUUAAGUAAAUGUACAUAAAUCGGAUAUAAGUACAGGGUGUAACAAAGGUAAUGGGGACCUGUCUGUGUAGGGCACUUUUGAUAUCGUGUUCUGCUUACUAACAAUUAAAAUUAAAAUUUUGAAUAAACCCCCGACCGCGACCUAGUGGACCGAUUUUUAUGAAACAUGGCUAAGAACA
Molecule: messenger RNA, 2762 nt
Organism: Leguminivora glycinivorella
Lineage: Eukaryota; Metazoa; Arthropoda; Insecta; Lepidoptera; Tortricidae
Product: glucose dehydrogenase [FAD, quinone]
Molecular function (GO): flavin adenine dinucleotide binding; oxidoreductase activity, acting on CH-OH group of donors
Source: RefSeq, a predicted model, not a curated record